Didymodactylos carnosus is the source of this 683-nucleotide messenger RNA. NCBI's taxonomy places the organism in Eukaryota, Metazoa, Rotifera, Eurotatoria, Philodinida, Philodinidae. The record is from the annotation of a GenBank genome assembly.
AUCCAAAUGUACAUGUGCAACGAUCGAAUGCCCAAUCUGAGCGUGCAAUGGGUAUAGCGAAAAUCGUUCAUUUGGGUGGAAUUGUUCAAGGUCGAAUUGAUGCUGUAUUAGAUACUUUAAUAACAAAACAUAUGCAUACAAUUACAACGUUUGCCGAAUAUUAUUUUAUGUCAAAUGUAAAUAAAGAAGUCAAAUCAAGAUUAGUUCGCGAGCAAUGGAAGUGUCGAAGCCACAAUCGUUCGUAUUAUCAACAAACUCCAAGUGAUGAUGUUAUACGGCGUUUGAACAAGACACAAAUCGUUCCAAUAAUAAUUAAUCAAGAUUUGAACUUAUCGGAAUGGGAAUUAUAUCCAUCAAAUAAUUAUAUUCAUGGAAUUCUUUUAUGUAUUUCCGCGAUUACCGUUUGGCGAACAAAAAUUAUGAAAUUAGGUAAUAAUUUAAUCAAGAAUAUCAUGUCAAAGAGUAAAGUAACUAAAGAUGAUAUUAAUCAAAUAAAAAGUUAUCUUGAUUUAAAAGAUUUAUAUAGUAAUGAGAAUCAAUCGGCAAGAAUUAUUUUACUUUUACAACAUGUGAGUAAUUCGUUUUCACGUUCGUUUUUUGGUAAAAAAGAGCUGAUAUGUCUAUAUUAUCAGCCGUUUUUCAGUGUACUUAAAAUUAGCAUAUAUAUCUCAUGUAAUACAUAA